Trichoderma gamsii is the source of this 486-nucleotide messenger RNA. RefSeq lists its product as hypothetical. The coding region runs from base 1 to 486 and encodes 161 amino acids. The transcript is spliced from 3 exons. NCBI's taxonomy places the organism in Eukaryota, Fungi, Ascomycota, Sordariomycetes, Hypocreales, Hypocreaceae. The record is from RefSeq and is a predicted model, not a curated record.
AUGGCUGCUGCGCUGCCGCAGUUCCCCCGCGUCGUCUUUACGAUCCUUGAGCCCAUGUCGCUCGUGGCAGGCUUCCUUGGUGCCGUAUAUGAUCCGGCAUGGUUCGUUGCGCAGCAGAUCCCCCAGGAAAAACCUCUCGUGGCCUCGGAGAAUAGCAUCGUGCUGGCCCACCAACUAGGCAACCUGUACCUGGGAAUGUGCCUCGUGGGCUUGUCUUUGUUCUGGUCCACCUCCGAGGUCAAAGUCAUCCGUAGCUAUCUCAUUGCCCUCCUGAUUGCCGACGCUGGCCACGUUGGCUUCACAUGGUACGGCAUGGGUUCUGAGAGGUUCUUUGACGUGUCUGGGUGGAAUGCCAUGGCCUGGGGGAAUUUAGGAGCCACCCUGUUUCUUGCCUUUACCCGCAUUGCCUAUCUCUCAGGCAUCUUUGGCCCGGAUAGUGCCGGCCCAGCUACCUUGAAGCCAAGCAAGAAGAACAAGGCCAACUGA